AUGGUGCAGGAGCCGGGGCUGGCAUCGCAGGAGAACGGCCCUGGUCUGGAGAAUAAUUCAACUGACUGUCUUCCUGUUGAUGAGUACAUAAAAAGUUAUUAUCUGCCAGUGAUGUAUAGUAUCAUCUGCAUAGUUGGACUGGUAGGAAAUCUCACAGCACUCGUUAUCUACAUGGCAAAGCUCCGACCGUGGAAAAGCAGCAGCAUUAUCAUAGUGAACCUGGCAGUGGCUGAUCUGCUCUGUGCACUGAGUUUACCUAUGUUGGUCAAGUUCUACAUUACCGGAAACUGGAUGCUGGGGGAGUUCAUGUGCCGUUUCAUUCGAUUUUGCUUCCACUACAACCUCUACGGUAGUAUCCUAUUCCUCACCUGCCUCAGUGUCUUCCGUUACGUAGUGGUGGUGCACCCACUGAAAGCUGCUGAGAUCCAGAGGAAAAGAUGGGGCAUCUUAGCCUGCCUGGCUGUCUGGAUCAUCUCCCUGUUGGAGAUUGGGCCAAUGCUGGGGAUGAUUACUUUACAGCAGGACGGGAACGUGACACAAUGUGUAGACUUCGCCAGUAACGAUCCACAGGUGGUGUGGUGCUACGGUUGGAUACUCACCGCUUUUGGAUACGUGAUGCCGUCAAUGGUGGUGUGCUGGAGCUAUGCCCACAUAGCAGGCACUCUUGGCAGCAGCAUAUCCAGCAACAGGCCGAGUCGUUCUCGAGCUCGCAGGCUCUCAAUUCUGAUUCUUGUUGUUUUUGUAGUGUGUUUUUUACCCUAUCAUAUCAUGCGCGUGCUGAGGGUGGAUAGCCUGCGCAGGAGUAAUGUGUCAUGCAUGCAAAGAAGAGGCAUCAACACAGUCUACAUCUUGUCGCGGCCACUGGCGGGCCUAAACACCUUCUUCAACCUUGUGCUUUAUACACUGGCAGGAGAUACGUUUCAGCAGGCAUUCUGGAGCUUGGUGCACAGCAGAGUGUUAACGAACAGCACGACAGCUGUGAUCCACAUACCAAACAACCUGUCAAAUCAGACCUCCUGA
Molecule: messenger RNA, 1020 nt
Organism: Myxocyprinus asiaticus (Chinese sucker)
Lineage: Eukaryota; Metazoa; Chordata; Actinopteri; Cypriniformes; Catostomidae
Product: 2-oxoglutarate receptor 1-like
Exons: 2
Coding region: 1-1020 (339 amino acids)
Biological process (GO): G protein-coupled receptor signaling pathway
Cellular component (GO): plasma membrane
Molecular function (GO): G protein-coupled receptor activity
Source: RefSeq, a predicted model, not a curated record